This is a messenger RNA of Gregarina niphandrodes, 1740 nucleotides long. RefSeq lists its product as hypothetical. Bases 1 to 1740 code for a protein of 579 amino acids. The record is from RefSeq and is a predicted model, not a curated record. Lineage: Eukaryota; Apicomplexa; Conoidasida; Eugregarinorida; Gregarinidae. The transcript has a single exon.
AUGCGGACGAAUCUGUGCACGUCCAGUCUGUCAUGUGGUGUGUUUUGUGUGGCGUUACAAGUGUCCGGUUUCGACGCAACAAACAUUUCGCACAUUAGCCGUAAGGAGCUGUUUCGUCGUAUCGCUGCAGCUGGUCCUUCUUUCUACUGUCAGGCGCAACCCGGUCAAAGGUUGGAGAAGUGGCCGUUCCCGCGGGGGUAUGAUGCCCCGGCCGAGCCUGCAGAAAUGUUCUGGAGUGAGGAUGUGACGAAACACGACUGGAUACACAUGCUGUCUCCCGUGUGCUUCAUGGACUGCGGGAGAAGUGUCACAGUUGAGACGCUGGAUGAUCAUGUCUCCGAUGAUAGGUUUUUAGGCCAGUUCUGGGGAACUGUGCCGGAGUCCCUUAACUACCGGGGUGACGCGGUGGUGGGCUUUCACCAACGAGCCUUGGACAUAGAGAUUAUGAGGCGCCUCCCGCUGCACCAUCCGUUGUUCCACUCGUUGAGUGAGUCAAUAAGACAAUCUCUUGAGACAGGCCCGGAUACGGUGGAUCGAAGCGCAAUGAACCAAGACGCAACCGGUCACGGCGCAACGGGUCAAGGCACAAUGGAUUGGGUGCACCCAACGCCGAUGCUCCAGUCGUUCAGACAAUCUCUCAAACGGGCCCUCGAAGCAGACAACUUGAAGCAAAACGGAGCAAGAACACGGGGCGGUAGAGGUGCGACGAGUCAAUCCCUCGUGGAGAUGGCGGGUCACAGUGCUAUGGACCAAGAGCCGAUGGACCAAGCGCCGGUGGACCAAGAGCCGAUGGAUCAAGAGCCGAUGGAUCAAGAGCCGACCGAUGAUGCGAAGCCCGGGUACGAAGACGCGGGGGACGAGGAGAUUACCAUGAAAGCACAUGACCUUAAGCGUUUGAUGGCGGAAACAUUUUGUGAACAUUCUCGUGGCUUGCACAAUCUAAUGAAUUACACUUUCUUGCGAGGGCCGAAGGUCCAGGUGUUCAAGCGAUUUGAUGGCAAUAUGGACGGCAAGAUUCCAUUGGGUUGCUUGAAAUGGGCAUUUCAUGUGGCAACAAAGUUGGACUGCAGUAGACUGGUCCUAGCCAAGAAUGGAGACGUGGUGUCUGCCUAUCCCUCCUUGAAGCGUGCUGCAGGAUGGAGGGCCGAGCGGCCGAGCAAGAAGGUUGUUGCUUUUUUGUUUGCGAAAGCGAUCUUAGAAGAUCAUCGAUGCGCAUCAUUGAUCACACCAUCGGUUGCGAAGCGAAGAGAUCUCGGACGUGCAUCGCCACGUACGAAGAAACCGCUAGAACUCCCGUGCUAUUCCGAGCACAUACACGGCUCGCUGAACCGACGUAAAAUUACCUUCGAGGAAUGGGAAAAGGAAGAGAUCGAAACGGUGCCUGAUUCCGCCCUUUGGCACGUAUCCGUUACGUAUCAAGAGUCGAUAGCGAAGGUGCUUGAAGAGCCUUAUGUGUGUCAGGACCACACGGUCGACGAACUUGUCGAGAUGGCUCUGAAGCUCUCGUCCGAGACUAGCGACGUCGUCGUUCCUGUUUCCGACAACGUACGUGAAACUCUUGCUCGCGUGUUCAUCGAUCUCAUCGGGAAAAGAGAGUGCGAUCUACCUCUGGAAACGAGACUAAACACCGGGCCAGGACUGUUUCCUCUACGCCUCCGAAUUCCCCCUUCGUUUGCACCUUCUGAGCGUAUCGCAAAGUACCGAAAGUCAAAGGGUGGGGCCCGCGACCUAUGUUUAUAA